Messenger RNA from Thermothelomyces thermophilus ATCC 42464, 3608 nucleotides. RefSeq lists its product as uncharacterized. The coding region runs from base 192 to 3086 and encodes 964 amino acids. Gene Ontology annotation, molecular function: protein-macromolecule adaptor activity; protein binding. Gene Ontology annotation, cellular component: HOPS complex; endosome. NCBI's taxonomy places the organism in Eukaryota, Fungi, Ascomycota, Sordariomycetes, Sordariales, Chaetomiaceae. The transcript is spliced from 7 exons. Gene Ontology annotation, biological process: vacuole organization; organelle fusion; vesicle-mediated transport. The record is from RefSeq and is a predicted model, not a curated record.
CCUGGAACGCCCGCACGGACCCGCCGCUAGCUAACAGGGGAGCUCGAGCUCCAACCAGCAAGGUUCCCAAUGUUCGUCACUCAACUCCGCGAGCAGCGACCACACUCCACACUCGAACUUCGCGACACCACCCAUAAACCAGCUCGCGACAGCCGACCAACAACCGCCAAUCCGGCGACAAAGAUGCGGCCAUGGCGCUAACAUGGAGGUCCUUCGACUUCUUUGACGCGACGCAAAUUACCCUGCCCAGCGACUCGAGCGAUUCCGUCAACACUCGCUCCCUCUUCGAGAACAACGAGAUCUCGGCCGUCUGCUCGGGAUCCGACAGCCUCUUCCUAGGCAGCUACGACGGCACCGUGCGCAUCGUCGGGCCCAGCUGGAAGGUCGUGCGCAGCUUCCGCGCCUAUGAUGCGGCCGCUUCGGGGGGCCUCGGCGGGGCGGGCGAUGGCGGGGCGGCGGGCGGGAUGAGCAUCACGCACAUGCGGCAGGUGGAGGGGACGAGCUUGUUGGUUACCGUUGCGGAAGGCGGUGGUGAACAUCAACCUGUGCUGAAAGUCUGGGCGCUCGAUAAGCCGGUCAAGAAGACGGGUAUCCCAACGUGCCUGAGCACGGUCGCGAUCAAUAAUGGAAAGAAGCCUUUCCCGGUAUCGGCCUUUGCAGCCACCGAAGACCUGACACAGGUCGCGGUUGGGUUCGCCAACGGCGCCGUCACUGUGAUUCGUGGCGACUUGAUCCACGACCUUGGCACCAAACAGCGUAUCGUCCACGAGUCGGACGAGCCUAUUACCGGCGUGGAGUUGCAUGUCGAAGGGGGGUUGACGACGCUGUUUGUCGCAACCACAUCGCGCAUCCUGAAGCUAGUCAUCUCCGGCCGCGGCCAUGGGCAGCCGCCGAAGACGGUGGAGGAUACAGGAUGUGGUGUCGGCUGUAUGGCUGUGGACAAGAAGACCGGGAGCAUCGUUGUUGCAAGAGAGGAUGCGGUCUACUAUUACACGCUCGACGGCAGGGGCCCACCAACCGCGUAUGAGACGCCGAAGAAGCUGAUCUCGGUGUAUCAAGACUACAUCGCCUUGGUCUCCCCUCCCACGCCCGCAGGUGAGACGGACGCAAUUCGGCGGCGGUUCUGGGGAGCGACGGCAGACAGCAUCUACACCUUCACGCUGAUACACCCGGACCUUAGGAUCAUCGCCCACACUGAGACGGUGCUGUCUGACGUCAAGCACAUCUUCCAGCUGUGGGGUGAUUUGUACAUGCUCACACAGGACGGCAAGGUCUUUCGCUACCGCGAAAAGUCGCUCCAGCAGCGCCUCGAGAUGAUGUACCAGCGCAAUCUCUAUACGCUUGCUGUUGAGCUCGCGCAGAAAAGUGGGAUGGAUGGGCAGCAGCAAAACGUCAUCUACCGCAAGUACGGCGAUUACCUCUACCACAAAGGCGACUACGACAACGCCAUGACCCAGUAUAUCAAGGCGAUCGACAGCACGGAACCAUCGCAGGUCAUCAGGAAGUUUUUGGACACGCAGAGAAUACACAACCUCAUUGAGUAUUUGGAGGAGCUGCAUGAACACCACAAGGCCACGUCGGACCAUACGACACUCUUGCUAAACUGCUAUGCCAAGCUCAAGGAUAUCGACAAACUGGAGAAGUUCAUCAAAACCCCGGGAGACCUCAAAUUCGACCUGGACACGGCUAUCUCCAUGUGCCGGCAGGGCGGUUAUUAUGAGCAAGCAGCCUAUUUGGCCAAGAAGCACCAAGAGCAUGACUUGGUUGUUGACAUCUUGAUCGAAGACUCUAAGGCAUACAAUGAAGCCCUUGACUACAUCUGGCACCUGGAUCCAGAAACAGCAUACUCUUGCCUCAAAAAGUACGCCCGCGUCCUGAUCGAAAACUGCCCCAAAGACGCGACGCAGUUAUUUAUCGACUACUACACUGGGCGGUUCACCCCCAAGGUAGACCUUCCGGAGCCCAACGCCCAACCUGCCGGCAAUGGCGGUUUUGUCGUCGGGGCUGCAAACGCUUACACUCCGCCGCGGCCCCGUACAGCCUUCUCCUCUUUCAUAGACCACCCCGACGAGUUCAUUGUUUUCCUGGAAGCAUGUCUCAACGAGGGCAGUCUCUCCGAAGUGGACCGGUCGGACCUCUCUACCACGCUCUUCGAGAUGUAUUUGCACAAAUCCAACGAAAAGAAGGGCGACGACCAGUAUCGCGAAGAGUGGGAACAGCGGGCCAAGGCACUGAUCAAUAACAAACCACAAGGCGCCGGCGCCGGCGCCGCUCCGAAACCGCCCAUCGAGAAUUCCAACGUCCUCCUCCUCUCCCACCUCUCCGGCUUCCGCGACGGCACGACCCUCGUCAAGGAACAGUCCGGCCUCCUGUUUGACAUCUUCCGCUCCUACACUUCGGCCAAAGACACACGCGGCGCGAUCAAGGCGCUCCGCAAGUACGGCCCGGAAGAGCCCCAGCUCUACCCGGCGGCGCUCUCCUACCUCACCUCGGACCCGCGCAUCCUCGAAGAAGCCGGGCAGGAGGAGGUCGCCUCCAUCCUCGAGCGCAUCGACAGGGACGGCCUGAUGGCUCCGCUCCAGGUGGUGCAGACGCUGGCCAAGAACGGCGUGGCCAGCAUGGGCCUGCUGAAGCCGUACCUCUCCAAGCGGAUCGAGCAGGAGCGCAAGGAGAUCGCCGAGAACAGGCGGCUCGCCGCGCAGUUCCGCGCCGAGACGGAGACGCGCCGCGCCGAGAUCGCCGACUUGGGCUCCAAGCCGGCCGUGUUCCAGGCGACGCGGUGCGCCCAGUGCACGGCCGCGCUGGAGCUGCCCGCGGUGCACUUCCUGUGCAAGCACUCGUUCCACCAGCGCUGCCUACGCGGCGGCGGCGGCGGCGGCGGCGCCAGCGGGGCCAACGCCGACGGCGAGGAGUGCCCCAUCUGCGCGCGCGACAACGCCACGAUCCGGGCGCUCAAGAAGAGCCAGGAGGAGAACGCGGAGCGGCACGAACUGUUCAAGGACGAUCUGGAGAGGAGCGAGGACCGCUUCAAGACCGUGUCGGAAUGGUUUGGCAGGGGAGUCAUGAGCGCGCCUAACGUGGAGUAAGCCUUGCGCCGUGGUGUGUCUGGUGUGUCUUGCUGUGGUAUUACAAAAGUAUCUUAGAGAUGUCUAUCUGUCUCGGUUGAUUGGGCGGUCGGAAGAGAGGGGGAAGGGGAAGCUGUUUAAUCAUAGAUCAAUGGGCUCCGCUGAGAAGGAACUUGCCAAUGGCCGUGGCCGAUAUCGUCUGCACAACUGCCUGAGCGACAGGACCGCCGCCGCCCUUAGAGGUGGGAGUUCGGAUGCCGAACAUGUGAUUCAGGAAGUCUCCAACGUCGUUGACGUCGACAGGUAUUUGGCUGGCUUCCCCGAGCGUCUUUCGCCAGUCUUCAACGUAAUGCAAGCGUUGGUGGACAAGAGCCUUGCUCAGGAUGGCGUCUUGGCUCGCCUCGUCAAUAACGUCGGCAUACUUGAGGCCGGCCACGUUUGCCGACUGAAUCUCGCCGUGGUGGACGGUGAAAUGUGCUCGGAACUGGGCCGCUUCAGUAAGUUUCCCUGCCAUACCGGGUCUUGAAGGAUGGAGGAGGGCCG